Messenger RNA from Humulus lupulus (European hop), 1002 nucleotides. RefSeq names its product protein MOR1-like. The transcript has 11 exons. Gene Ontology annotation, cellular component: microtubule plus-end; spindle pole; kinetochore. Gene Ontology annotation, molecular function: microtubule plus-end binding; microtubule plus end polymerase activity. Lineage: Eukaryota; Viridiplantae; Streptophyta; Magnoliopsida; Rosales; Cannabaceae. The record is from RefSeq and is a predicted model, not a curated record. Gene Ontology annotation, biological process: establishment or maintenance of microtubule cytoskeleton polarity; mitotic spindle organization; microtubule polymerization. Bases 1 to 1002 code for a protein of 333 amino acids.
AUGGAGGAAAAUGAUAAGAACUUGUUUAUGAAAAAUAGGAAAACACUUCUGCUGUUAAUUGUUGUUUUUGCAAUGUUGUAUGGCAAAGAAGUAUGUGACGCGGUUGUGGCGAAAUGUCUCACCGGUAGGCCUAAGACAGUGGAGAAGGCCCAGGCCAUCUUCAUGCUUUGGAUUGAAUUGGAGGCUGUAGAGCCUUUCUUGGAUGCAAUGGAGAAGGCGAUAAAAGCCAAAGUUGCUAAAGUUGUUGUACCCGUAAUUGAUGUCAUGUUUCAAGCCUUAAGUGAGUUUGGAGCAAAAGUUGUGCCUCCAAAGAGGAUAUUAAAGAUGUUGCCUGAGCUAUUUGACCAUCAAGAUCAAAAUGUUCGUGCAUCUUCUAAGGGACUUACUCUUGAGCUUUGUCGAUGGAUUGGAAAGGACCCUGUAAAAUCAAUAUUAUUUGAGAAAAUGAGGGAUACAAUGAAAAAAGAAUUGGAAGCCGAGCUGGUGAAUGUAAUAGGGGCAGCUACACCAUGUCGCAAAAUAAGGUAUGAGCAAGACAAGGAGCCAGAAAAGGAGGUUGUAUCUGAAGUUGUGGGUGCUGGCCCAUCUGAGGAAUCUACAUCUGAUGUGAUGUUGAAAGCAACCAAGUGGUCAGAACGGAAAGAGGUUGUUGCAGAGCUAACCAAGCUUGCUUCAACAAAAAGAAUAGCACCCGGUGAUUUCUCAGAAAUCUAUCGGACACUAAAAAAGCUCAUAACAGAUGUUAAUAUCGCUGUAGCAGUCGAGGCAAUUCAAGCUAUUGGCAAUCUUGCUCGGGGUUUAAGAACUAAUUUCUUUGCAAGUUCACGCUUCCUAUUGCUAGUUUUGCUGGAAAAAUUGAAAGAGAAAAAACCUGCCUCUACUGAGGCACUAAAUCAAAGUCUUCAGGCAAUGCAUACAGUUGGGUGCUUAAGUCUAGCUGACAUUGUGGAAGGUGGUAAUUUUGAUUUUGCCCAAACUGUAAUGGAUGUUGUCUAUUGCUGA